Lates calcarifer (barramundi perch) is the source of this 3764-nucleotide messenger RNA. Its product is annotated as netrin-4-like. Gene Ontology annotation, cellular component: laminin trimer. Gene Ontology annotation, biological process: basement membrane assembly; substrate adhesion-dependent cell spreading; cell migration. The record is from RefSeq and is a predicted model, not a curated record. Gene Ontology annotation, molecular function: protein binding. NCBI's taxonomy places the organism in Eukaryota, Metazoa, Chordata, Actinopteri, Centropomidae.
UUAGAAAUAAUGCCAAAAGGUUUGAAAUGGUUUUGGAAAAGGCCUGAUUUUGGGAAUCAGAGGGGAAGGGGUGUGGGAAACGACCAGACGAGGGCGGUGCUAACCUCCUCAUAUCCCCAAAUGUCAAUGAACUCUCCACAGCAAAGUUGAACCCUCAAGUGUGUGGGAUGGAAUAAUCUCAGGAUAAUGACUGCACAGCUCGUGGAUGGUUAAGUCUGAUGAGGCAUUUCUUCACCAUGGCCGACAGGAAUAAGCUGAACGUUCCAGUCUGAUCGUAAAUUUCUGCGUCGUGACAGUUUGUUGGUAGUUUAAUUUUAUAUCGCAGAGGAAUGUUGGAUCAUCAACAAGUGGAUAUCCUUGGAUCGCGUCUUCCUGCUUUUGUCGAUAAAUACAACUCCUUCAGAAUGAGACUGUGGACUUUACUCAUCAUUUUCCCGGUGUGCGCAUCCUCUCCUCUUGUAGCCGAAACGUCUCAAGGCAAAGACCCAGGUGUGGAGAGCACCUGCUUCGGCCGAGCCUGCAACCCCCGCAUGGGUAACCUGGCCCAGGGCAGAGUGCUGAGCACCCAGUCGGUCUGCGGCGCCAACUCCUCGGAGCCCUACUGCUUCUACAAACAGACAGCCGCCCCCCGCAGAAGGGAAUCCUGCUCGGCGGCAAAAUGCAGCAAGUGCAGCUCCGCCAUCCCCAGCCAGGCGCACCCUCCCUCCGCCAUGAGCGACUCCUCCUUCCGCUACCCCGACACCUGGUGGCAGUCUGCGGAGGGGGUGAAGAAGGAGACGCUCCAGCUGGACCUGGAGACUGAGUUCCUCUUCACCCAUCUCAUCCUUGUGUUCCGCUCCCCCCGCCCCGCUGCCAUGGUGCUGGAGCGCUCCCAGGAUCAUGGGCACACGUGGAAGACCCUUAGAUACUUUGCCAGGGACUGUGAGGAGGUGUUUGGCCUGGCAGAGGGCACGUCAGACGGGGAGAGUGGGGCAACGUGCACCUCCAAGUAUUCAGGAGCCUUUCCUUGUACCAGAGGAGAGGUGAUCUAUCGAGCCUUGUCUCCCUGGCACUCAGUGGAUCCCUAUGGACCGGCUGCUCAAGACCAGCUCAUGAUCACCAACCUGAGAGUCCAUCUGCUGCAGCGCCAGCUGUGUCCCUGUCAGGCCAAACAUCCUGACGCUGCUGUCCUCCCCACGGACCACUACGCCAUAUAUGAUUUUAUUGUCAAAGGCAGUUGCCUUUGCAAUGGACAUGCUGACCACUGCGUUCCAGCCAGGGGCUACCAACCCAGCCAGCAGAAGACCAGUAACAUGGUCCAUGGCAAGUGUGUUUGCAGACACAACACAGCCGGUGACCACUGUGAGCGCUGUGCACCUCUCUACAAUGAUCAGCCCUGGCAGGCUGCCAAUGGCAUCAUAGGGACACCGCAUGAGUGCCAGAAGUGCAAGUGUAACGGUCACGCCAAGAGCUGUCACUUCAGUCGUGGAUUGUGGUUGGCGACAGGACGGCAGACUGGUGGCGUGUGCAACGACUGCCGCCACAACACAGAGGGCCGUCACUGUCAGAACUGUAAGAAGGGAUUCUUCAGAGACCCUAGUCGUCCAAAAACUGCACCUGACUCUUGCAAACCCUGUUCCUGCCACCCUGUAGGCUCCAUCCUCUCAGGUGGUAGCCCUCUCUGCAACCCUAGCAGUGGGGAGUGCACUUGUAAGCCUGGUGUCGGAGGCCUCCGAUGUGACAGCUGUGUGAUGGGAUACUGGGGGCUUCAUGAAUACGGCUGCCGCCCGUGUGACUGCACAGGGGACUGUGACCCCUACACCGGUGACUGCAUUUCUGGCUCAGAUGUGGAGGUCUUCUAUACAGCCACUGGCCACAUGGGACACAGCAGCAAUAAUAGUGAGACGGCACUCUUUAGGGUAGAGGAGCUUUUCUCUGCACUGCACCACUCUGAGAAAUGUGAGUGUGUUGAAGUGACCCUUGGCAGCCCUAAACUCUUCUGUGCUGCAGAGUAUGACUAUGUGCUGGUGGUGAGGGUGAUGUCAGCUCACGAUAAAGGCUCCCAUGCAGAGGUGGAGGUCAAGGUCAAGAAGAUCCUGUACCAGAACCCUCAGAUGAAGAUCCAAAGGGGAAGUGUCACCCUUUACCCAGAGUCCUGGACCACCCAAGGCUGCACCUGUCCCAUCCUCAACCCAGGAUCUGAGUAUGUAGUGGCUGGUCAUGAAGACUGGAAGACCAGCAGACUGAUGGUGAACACCAAGAGCCUCGUUAAACCAUGGAGGUCGAACCUGGGGCGCAAAAUUAUCCACAUCCUCAGGAAAGACUGCAGCCGCUGGUAGGGCAUCGACAAGAGCUAUGAUGGACACAGAGGAUGGAGAGGAUCUGGUGAACUGUCUGAAUAAGACAUUGCUUGGACACUAAAGUGAAAGCGAAAAAACAAUGUCUACUAUUGGGAUUCUGCAGCCCCCAAAAAACACAGAAUGCUACUGUGGUAGAAAUAAGCACACGCUGUGAGCAGAUACCUCGCCCAGACUGCAGUCACUUAAGGAUCAAAGAAAACAAAACAAGCCAUAUAGACAUUUAUCCUGACAAAGCUGAUGGUAGAAUUUCAUUCUUGUGUUAUGAUAUGCCUCAGAUCAUCACUCUCUCCAGAUUAUUUAUAAAGCAAUAAGGAGUGCAUGUUAAAUACUCAAUUAUACUUUAUUUCCUGGCCAGAGUUGCGGUCAAGAAUUGAUGAGCCAGAACAGUCACAUCCUGCUGUAUCUAUUUCAUUGAGAGCUGUUUACUUUGAAAUCUUGCGGGGGCCCAGACUGAAUUAUCCUUUUCGUCUCACACACAUAUUGGCGAUAAAUCAUGAAUGAGUCAACAUUGGAGUGUGUGUAUGUGUGCGAGAGUGGAUGUGUGUAUAUGCUUGAUGUCCUUGGCAGUGAGUCUGGGACGGUGCAGGUCAGAACAAGUAACUCCUGGAUGAGGAGAGAGGAUGAAAAAAACAUUAAAGGAAUCAGGAGGCUUAAUCUGAACAGCUCUGCUUUGCUCUGGCACAGUCGCCCGCCCGCUGUCUGACAAGAGCAAAACACACUCCCCGCUCCACUCUCUCUCUCUCUUGCUCUCCGGUCUGCAAUGCAUGCAGCUGGCUAAAGCACUUGGGUUUGAGUUUGCUCUUACAGCUGGUUCAGUUACAAGAGUGGAUCAUUGUCAGGUUGCUUGAGUCAGACUUGAUUCUGUGAGGAUUUUCCUCACUUUUGCCUUUUUUCCUGUCCUCAAAAGACCUACUUCCAUAUGAGGAGGAUUCACUCGAGAGGGCUCCUCCGAACUCAACCCUGCGGGAGCCAGUACAUCUAUGUGUAUGUGUGUGUUUGUGAGAAAGAGAACACACACUCUCUUAACAUAUGUUUCUCUUUUUGACCUGUGACUCCUGCUGCUCAAAAUAAAUAUGUAUUAAAAGCCUGGGUACUCAUUGACAUCACAGUGUAUCAGAUCCACAGAGUCCACAGGCCAUUUUUGAGCCAGGCCCAGUUAAGAAUAGGCCUGGUCUGCUGUCUCUAAGAAGAAGGACAAACUGUGUGAGGAGACAUGAUGCAUUCCUCAGUCAUGACAUCACCGCCCAUGUCCUUGUCCCAAAGACUUUACCAAAAUAAGAGAAAAUGGGCAGGAAAUUUCCUCAGAAAGGACAAAGUGGUGAUUUAGGGUUCAUGAAUGUACUCUGCCGUCAAUGUGAUAUUUGUAAUGCUAUUUCUGUGUGUCCUAUAUGUUCUUUCUUUUCCAUCUAAACUACAUAAACUAUG